CUCUCUCUCUCUCUCUCUCUCUCACUCACACACAGAACCAGGAAGUAACUCCUCAUUUCAGAGAAAAGAAAACAGAUCUCUCUCGUUCUCAGUGUGUGAGUUCAGGAAAAUGGCCGAGGCCAGUAUUUCAGUAGAUCAGGAUCAGUUCAGCUGUCCAGUGUGUCUGGAUCUCCUGAAGGAUCCGGUGGCGAUCCCCUGUGGUCACAGUUACUGUAAGGUGUGUAUUAAUGGCUUCUGGGAUCAGGAGGAUCAGAAGGGUGUCUACAGCUGUCCUCAGUGCAGAGACACUUUCACUCCGAGGCCUGUUCUACGCAGAAACAACAUGCUGGCUGAAGUGGUGGAGAAACUGAAGAAGACUGAAGUCCAAGCUGCUUCUCCUGCUCACUGUUACGCUGGACCUGGAGAUGUGGAGUGUGAUUUCUGCACCGGGAGAAAACACAAAGCCGUCAAGUCCUGUCUGGUGUGUCUGGCUUCUUACUGUGAAACUCAUCUGAAACCUCACUAUCAGUCUCCUGCAUUUAAGAUACACACAUUAAUCGAAGCUUCUGCAAAGCUACAAGAGAAGAUCUGCUCUGAACAUAACAAGCCGAUGGAGAUCUACUGUCGUAGCGAUCAGACCUACAUCUGUUACUUGUGUACGAUGGAUAAUCACAAAGGACACGACACCGUCACAGUCACAGCAGAAAGAGCCGAGAAACAGAGUGAGUUAAAGGAGGAGCAGAUGAAAUCCCAGCAGAGAAUCCAGGAGAAGCAGAAGAAGGUGCAGGAGCUGAAACAGGCUGUGAACACUAUAAAGCUCAGUGCACAGACAGCAGUGGAGGACAGUGAGAGGAUCUUUACUGAGAUGAUCAGCUCCAUGGAGAAAAGGCGCUCGGAGGUGACGGAGCGGAUCAGAGCUCAGGAGAAGGCUGAACUGAGUCGAGCUGAACGACUCCUGGAGCAACUGGAGCAGGAGAUCGCUGAUCUUCAGAGGAGAGUCACUGAGCUGGAGCAGCUUUCACACACACACGAUCACCUCCACUUCCUCCAGGCUUUAGCUUCUCGACGUCAGUCUCCUCCAUUAGACAGAGCAGAGUUUCAGACAUCCAGCAUCACUGUCCAUCAACAUCUCUCAUUUGAUGGAGUGAGGAAUUCUCUCUCGGACCUGAAGAACAGACUCGAGGAAUUCUGUGAGGAGGAAUUCAACAAACUCCUUCCACAUGCUGCAGCAGUUCAGAUCAUUUCACCAUCAGAGCCACAGACCAGGGAAGACUUUCUGAAAUAUUUCUGUGAUCUGACUCUGGAUCCCAACACGGCACAUCCUUACUUCAUUCUGUCUGAGAAGAACAGAGUUUUGACGUAUACAGAGAGAGAGAAAUAUUACCCUGAUCAUCCAGAGAGAUUUGAUUAUUGGCCUCAGGUGUUGUGUAAGGAGAGUGUGUGUGGACGCUGUUACUGGGAGGUGGAGUGGGAAAGUGAUCGAGGUGUGGCCAUAUCAGUCACAUAUAAGGGGAUCAACAGGAAAGGAUCGAGUAGAAAUUGUACCUUUUCCAGCAACGAUCAGUCCUGGAGUCUGGAGUACUACUGUUCUUCUCUUACGUUCUUUCACAACAACAUUAAGACCGAUCUCAGAGUUCCAUCACCCUCCAGAAUAGGAGUGUAUGUGGAUCACAGUGCAGGAACUCUGUCCUUCUACAGCGUCUCUGACACGAUGACGCUCCUCCACAGAGUCCACACCACUUUCACUCAGCCUCUAUACGCCGGGUUUGGGGUUUACAAGGAUAGUGGUCAUACAUCGAUUAUGAGGCUGUGUGACCCAGUGUAACUAGUCUGUGAUGUUUUAUGGUCGGUGAUGAAUUGAUUCACAUUCCUGUACUGAGUCUUAACGGUGACACAACUAACAUUAAAUGGUUAAAAGACUGGUUUCAGA
Ictalurus punctatus (channel catfish) is the source of this 1909-nucleotide messenger RNA. RefSeq names its product tripartite motif-containing protein 16. The coding region runs from base 110 to 1804 and encodes 564 amino acids. Gene Ontology annotation, molecular function: protein binding; zinc ion binding. The record is from RefSeq and is a predicted model, not a curated record. NCBI's taxonomy places the organism in Eukaryota, Metazoa, Chordata, Actinopteri, Siluriformes, Ictaluridae. The transcript is spliced from 6 exons.